AUGGAAACAAUGAAAUCCAACUCAGGCAAUGAUUAUACAAAUGAAGAGCAUUCGCCAAUGCUCACAUCGUCGUCUUCGUCGUCAUCAAAUAGUUUAUUAACAUUUCUCAACAGUCAUUUAAAUAAAAAUUCCACAGAUGAUUAUGAAAAAAUUAGUGAACGAUUUUUAACAGUGUUUUCAACAUGGGAUGAUCGUGAACAAUUAAAUUUUGUUGAAAAUCUACUCAAACGUAUGCACAAUCAUCAACAUGGUCAAAUCAAUUCAUUUCUAUUGCCUAUGUUGCAAAGAGAUUUUAUUGGACAAUUAGCAGCACGUGGACUUGAACAUAUAGCAGAAAAGAUUCUUGGAUAUUUAGAUGAUCAAUCAUUAAUAUCAACAGAACUUGUUUGUCACGAUUGGUAUCAUGUUAUAUCAUCAGGUAUACUCUGGAAAAAAUUUAUUGAACGUAAAGUUCUAUCAGAUUCCUUAUGGGAUGGUCUUGCUAAAAGACGUGGCUGGACAAAAUAUCUUUUUCGUCAGAUAUUAACAUCGGGCGAAACUUCUAAAAGUCAUGAAUUCUAUCGUACUUUGUAUCCGAAAAUAUUGAAUGAUAUUAAACAAAUCGAAACCAAUUGGCAUACAGGGAAAUUUCAAUUAGAAAAAAUUCAAUGUCGUUCACAAAAUAGCAAAGGUGUUUAUUGUUUACAAUAUGAUGAUGAAAAAAUAGUUAGUGGCUUACGUGAUAAUACAAUCAAAAUAUGGGAUAGAAAAACUUCUCAAUGUACCAAAGUAUUAACAGGACAUAAUGGUAGUGUUUUAUGUUUACAAUAUGAUGAAAAAGUAAUUGUUACUGGUUCAUCCGAUUCAACUGUACGUAUAUGGAAUGUUAAAACAGGAGAAUUAAUUAACACACUAUUACAUCAUUGCGAAGCUGUUUUACAUCUUCGAUUUUGGAAUGGUACAAUGGUAACAUGUUCAAAAGAUCGUUCCAUAGCUGUUUGGCAAAUGAAUUCGCCAACUGAUAUAACUAUUCGACGUGUACUUGUUGGACAUCGAGCAGCUGUUAACGUUGUAGAUUUUGAUGAAAAAUAUAUUGUUAGCGCCAGUGGAGACCGAACAAUUAAAGUUUGGGAUACAACAACUUGUGAGUUUGUAAGAACAUUACUUGGACAUAAACGCGGUAUUGCUUGUUUGCAAUAUCGUGAUAAAAUUGUUGUUAGUGGUUCAUCAGAUAAUACAAUUCGUAUAUGGGACAUUGAAUGCGGUGCAUGUCUACGUAUACUUGAAGGACAUGAUGAACUCGUACGUUGUAUUCGUUUCGACACAAAACGAAUUGUUUCUGGAGCUUAUGAUGGUAAAAUAAAAAUUUGGGAUUUAGUAGCUGCUCUUGAUCCACGCUCUCAAUCACCAUUAUGUAUAUGUACAUUAACUGAACAUACAGGACGUGUAUUUCGUCUACAGUUUGAUGAAUUUCAAAUUGUAUCAAGUUCACAUGAUGAUACAAUACUUUGUUUUAAUUUUCUCAAUGAUUCAACAAUACCAGAUCAUUCAACAACGAUAACAACUUCUUAA
This is a messenger RNA of Rotaria socialis, 1551 nucleotides long. Lineage: Eukaryota; Metazoa; Rotifera; Eurotatoria; Philodinida; Philodinidae. The record is from the annotation of a GenBank genome assembly.